Molecule: messenger RNA, 1623 nt
Organism: Paraphaeosphaeria sporulosa
Lineage: Eukaryota; Fungi; Ascomycota; Dothideomycetes; Pleosporales; Didymosphaeriaceae
Product: glycoside hydrolase
Exons: 5
Coding region: 1-1623 (540 amino acids)
Biological process (GO): carbohydrate metabolic process
Molecular function (GO): hydrolase activity, hydrolyzing O-glycosyl compounds
Source: RefSeq, a predicted model, not a curated record
AUGUAUCCACUAUCGCUGCUCCUGCUGGGAUGGACUUCUUCGGUCUCGGCCAAAAGCCUCAAAUCCCCGACGCCACCAAUGGGAUGGAAUACCUACAAUGCGUACAAUUGCAAUCCAUCCGAACAGAAGGUUCAAUUGAAUGCGCAAGGCCUUGUUGAUCUUGGACUAAACAAGCUUGGAUACAAUAUUGUCACGCCCGACUGUGGCUGGAAUGCCAACUCGAGGGACAGCAGCAACAAGCUGCAGUGGAAUACGACUUUGUUUCCGUCGGGCGGAAAAGCACUUGGCGAUUACUUGCAUGGAUUAGGCUUGAAAUUCGGCUUGUACUCAGGCGCUGGAUACCUACAGUGCGGCUCAACGGUGAUUCCGGGUUCCCUGGGAUAUGAAGACAUAGACGCUCAGUCUUUCAGCUCAUGGGGUGGCGAUUCAUUGAAAUAUGACAAUUGCUAUGCAACAUCCAAAACCACGAUGGUAGACUCCGACUCGGCAGAAGCGAAGUCCCCUGCGCGCUUCCAGAAAAUGGCGACAAGUCUGGAAAGCGUUGAUCGAUCCUUUCAGUACUUUAUCUGCCAGUGGGGAAUCGGAGAGAACGUAGGAGAGUGGGCAUCGAAGAUUGGCAACACAUGGAGAAUGAGCAACGACAUAUACAACGCGUGGCGAAGUAUCUGGCGCAUAACAAACCAGGUGGUGCCGUAUUGGAGAAACACCAGGCCCGGCGCAUUCCCGGAUAUGGACAUGCUGCUUGUUGGAUUGAAUGUUCUAUCCGCCGAAGAAGAACGCUUCCACUUCGGGAUGUGGGCGAUCAACAAGUCGCCUCUAAUGCUCGGCGGAAUCCUUGACAGCAAGCUCUCCAAAACAUCGCUUGCCAUUAUGUCAAACAAAGAGGUCAUCGCCAUCAACCAGGACUCUCUUGCCAAACAGGCUCAGCUCGUGCGCCGCUAUACUGUUGAAGAAUGGGACGUCUGGCUGGGCGAGCUUUCCGGGUCUCGGAAGGUAAUCGGCAUCGCGAAUUGGAGGAACCAGUCUCAAAUUGUCUCCGUCGACCUCACGAGUCUCGGUAUCUUAUCCGCGACAGUACGCGACGUGUGGGCUGCUAAAGAGGCGGGUAAACUCUCCGGCACACAGACGGUAAACCUUGCAGCACACGAGUUGAAGCUGUGGGUUCUCUCCAAUAUUACCACGGCGAACACACCAACUUCUACAUACUACCAAGCUGCGUCAGCCAGAUUAGCCGGCGGAUCUUCUGUCAGCACUUGUUCGUCUGGCGACUGUCUACCUGCGGGUAAGAAGGUCGGUAACAUCGCUUCCGGUGCUUCGGUUACGUUCGACUCAGUCUCGGCAAAGCGCACGAAAGCAGUGGUUGGCGUGGACUUCAUCAACUAUGACUAUGCUUUCACAACAGCUUGGGACUGGGGUUCUAACACCAGGAAUAUGACGAUUGCGGUCAACGGUGGCUCAGCAAAGCGAUGGGCGUUCCCGCUGUCUGGGGAGGACUGGUACGAAACCGGAAGGCUGAAUGUGGAGAUUGAUGGACUGAAGGUAGGCUCGGGGAAUUCAAUUGUAUUCGGCAACUUCGGUACGGCGUAUGCGCCCGAUCUUGUCGGUAUAGAGGUUUUCGGGUAG